Molecule: messenger RNA, 1287 nt
Organism: Trypanosoma theileri
Lineage: Eukaryota; Euglenozoa; Kinetoplastea; Trypanosomatida; Trypanosomatidae
Exons: 1
Coding region: 1-1287 (428 amino acids)
Source: RefSeq, a predicted model, not a curated record
AUGAGGGAAUUGAUGCGCCACGUGCUGUGUUUACUGGUUCUCAUGCUUUGCUGCACCUAUGGGUGUGUGUCGGUUUCAGCUGCCCCUCAACCUUCCAAUGAGGAUCAAGCUGCUGGGCAUGGGAUUGGUAGCAGUGGUAUUAAUCCCGCAUCUGGUUCCACUGCUUCUGACCGCCCAGGCUUUGUUGGUGCUAAGAUUACUGCGGAGAAACAGGGGUCUCACAACAAUCGUGUUCCUCUUCCUCUUUGUCCUGAAGGCACUGAGGUUGCUACCACAGGUGGUACGACUGUUUCAGGUGUUGUAAUACCCACUUGUAUUCCACGUGGACCUGUCAAAGUUAUUCAACACUAUGAUGGUGAGCCUGUCAACACCAGUGAGACGGAAAAUAAGGAUACGCCCGGUGUUAUAAUCGUCGACAAUACCACCCGCUAUCCUGGUACACCUCAUUCAAGAGAUACAGCUACUGGUGUUGUUGGGGAUCACGUGACUCACCCUAAUACGAUAGAUUCUUGUAAUGGAGAUCACGAUUCUUGUGUGGUUGGUGGUCCUGGUACUCCUGCUGGUAAAACUUCCGGUUUUACUGAUCUUGAGCAACAUCAAAAGGUUCAGGGUGGCGGUGGUGUAAAACAACAAACUCAAAGUUUUCCUGCUGAACAGUUUAAUCCUCAUCCUGAUCUUAAUAAACAAGAGGAGAUUAGCACUGUUACAAAGAUUCCAUGUACUGGAAACGAUCCUUCUUGUAAUGUUCCCGGUAUUCCUGGUGGCGUUGCUACUCCUCCUCCUACGUCAUCUGGUUCUCAACCCGGUGUUGGUGUUCCCGCCCCUCACGUUGUUCCUGGAUUUCCCGGUGUUCAUCCAAAUGUUACUCACACCGAUACUGCUGUUAAUCAAUUUCCUGCUGUGCCUCCACACGUUAAUGUUACUGUUGGAACUCCUACUGUUGCUCUUAAUCGUCGCUCUGGUCCUAAUCCUCCUCCUCCUACUCCUGUUGUGUCCGAGAGUAGUGAAGAAGUCUCAGGUCCUACGAACACGCAUCAUGAAGAGAAUGAUAAUCAGGCAGAGACUACUGCAGCACCUUCACAGAGUGCACCAACAAGGAACACACCCAAUACACCCACUAAGGUGACGCCACCCGCAAUGCCAACAAUACUGCAACCUCCUAUGCCUGCGAAGAGCGAGACCAAACCACCCAAGAAGCGUAAAGCAGACAGCAGCAGUAUCAGUUCUGUGUGGGUGCGUGUACCACUACUGAUUGUGGCUGUGUUGUUCUCCAUUACUGUGUACUGA